This is a messenger RNA of Lacerta agilis (Sand lizard), 1869 nucleotides long. It is a transcript of the gene SCRN2, whose product is annotated as secernin 2. The record is from RefSeq and is a predicted model, not a curated record. Bases 128 to 1408 code for a protein of 426 amino acids. Lineage: Eukaryota; Metazoa; Chordata; Lepidosauria; Squamata; Lacertidae. Gene Ontology annotation, biological process: proteolysis. Gene Ontology annotation, molecular function: dipeptidase activity; cysteine-type exopeptidase activity. The transcript is spliced from 8 exons.
UGCAAAGUUUGACCCCGGUUUGGUGCAGACGGCGGACUCGUCUCCUCCCUAAACGCAACAGAUCCGGAAGUCGCGGCGGGGGGAAGGUUAACCGGGGCUCCUGCCUCCUGCAUCAGAAGCCCAUAGAAUGGCUGAUCCUUGUCCCCGUGGACCCUCCUCCUGCGACUGCUUCGUCUCUCUUCCCCCGGCCUCUGCAGCCAGAGAGGUCAUAUUUGGCAAGAAUUCUGACCGGCCGAGGGAUGAAGUCCAAGAGGUAGUCUAUUUCCCAGCUGGAAGCCAUGCCAAGGGGUCAAAGGUCCAGUGCACAUAUAUUGAAGUGGACCAGGUUGAGAAGACCCAUGCGGUCAUCCUCAGCCGACCAGCCUGGCUCUGGGGAGCUGAGAUGGGGGCCAACGAGCAUGGGGUCUGCAUCGGCAAUGAAGGGGUGUGGACCAAGGAGCCCGUGGCAGUGGAGGAAGCCUUGCUGGGCAUGGAUCUGGUCAGGCUCGGUUUGGAGCGGAGCAACAGUGCCCAGGAAGCAGUCCAGGUUAUAACAGCCCUCCUGGAACGUUAUGGCCAAGGGGGCAGUUGCAAGGAGGAGCCGACCCCUUUCAUUUACCAUAACACCUUCCUUCUUGCGGAUCGCACUGAAGCCUGGAUCGUAGAAACAGCCGGGCGGUUUUGGGCGGCUCAGAGGAUUCGAGAAGGUGCCCGGAACAUUUCCAACCAGCUGAGCAUUGGUACCGACAUUACCUCUGAGCAUGCGGGCCUCAGGCAACAUGCCCGGGAGCAGGGAUGGUGGAGUGGCCAAGGGGCGUUCAGCUUCCUGGAGGUGUUCUCUCUCACCCACCAGCCUGUGCGCAUGGAGGCGGCCAAAGCUCGCUAUUGUGCUGGCCAGCAGCUGUUGCGGCAACAUUCAGGGCAGAUCACCGCAGAGACCAUUAUGACCAUCUUGAGUGACAAGGCCAGCGGGAUCUGCGUUGAUUCGGAAGGUUUCUGCACCACGGGAAGCAUGGUGUCCGUCCUGCCGCAGGAUCCCCAUCUGCCUUGCAUCCACUUCUUCACGGCCACGCCAGACCCUUCCAGGUCGAUCUUCAAACCCUUCAUCUUCGUUCCCAACGUCACUUUCUUUCACCAAGUGCAAUCGCCGACCUUUGGCGACAAAGACCCCGUCAGGGAGAUGCCCAGGUUUCAGAGGCGAGUGGACCGACGGCACAAUCUCUACAGGGAACACCAGUUAGUCCUGGACACCAUGGACCGCAAUGAGCAUGAGCGCCAGAGACUCCAAGAGAUUAUGCGAAAAUUUCAGCGGCAAGCACUGGAAGCCAUGAAGAACCUGCUGGCAGGCUCCUUCACUCUGAAACCCCAGGAGCUGGCUGACCUCUUCUAUGACUGUGUGGUCACAGAACUCACGUUAUAUAAACAGUAAGAUCCCUAUCGGGGCAGAGAGAUUGAGGUUCGUUCCCGAGACCACUGAGAGUUCCAUGUGUGAAACAAACCCUACUUGGAUUAUAUGAUACGAUGAUAAUGCACCUUUAAAACAAAAACAAAAAAACCUUAAAAUUGUGGAGUUGGUCUAUGAAGCCUUCAGAAUUCAUUGUUGCUGCAAGAGUGAAGACCACGGACAUGGUUGUGGCUUUGAAAAGUUCGUGAAGGCUGGUGGUUCUGAAAUGUGGAGCAGCCUCUGCAUCUUAAGGGCUACAGACAAACAAGGGAAAGGGGUAGCACUUUAGUGCACUUCUGGAAUCUCAAACUGGCUACUGUCAGAAGCAAUGAAGUGGAGCGAGAUAAGACAUUUGGAAUUGUUUGGCCUAAGCGGUUGGGGACGCGUUAGAUAGAUCUCAGUCUGCAAGAUAGAUGGGUCUCCAUUUUAGUUUUAUCACUGGUUUG